AUGACACCGGAGAAGAAUUGUUGCUCAGUACAUACGACAGUAGAGGAGUCGGCGGCGCCGCGUUCUCGUCAACACGGGUUUGUCCAUGAACAUCGGUUCAUUCGAUCAACUAACAACACGAAUCGGAUGUUUACGACUAAAAAGAUGUGGAUCAAUACAAUCUUUUGCAUGCGCAGGUCUGCAUCAAACUAUGACGAAGAAGAAGUCAAAAAGUUCUACGUGGACUUGGAGAAGUUCUACAGAGAUGACCGUACAUUCUUCAAGAUUAUCAUUGGAGAUUUUAACGCUAAGAUUGGACCAAGAAAAACGUUUGAAGAACGUUACAUUGGGAACCCACGGAUUAGAAGUGAACGAGCAGAGUAA
Angiostrongylus costaricensis is the source of this 363-nucleotide messenger RNA. NCBI's taxonomy places the organism in Eukaryota, Metazoa, Nematoda, Chromadorea, Rhabditida, Metastrongylidae. The record is from the annotation of a GenBank genome assembly.